AUGCUUCCCGAUUCCACCGAUGAAGCUAUCGGAGGUCCCUACAAUGGUGUAGAGGAUGAAACAGAGGAAGCUUUUACUCGUCCCGCUGAUCGCGCCUAUGCAGUGAACAUACACCUCGAGUCUUACAUCGCCAACUGCUUGAUGGAUGCCGCCGAGGGAAAAGUCCCGUGGACCGUAGACUGUGUUGGAAACUACCCAUUCACGGGCUUGGAUAGAGAUUCUCAGCCUGAGUUUGGAUGCUACCGCGUCACUGAUCUCAAAGGCUCUACCUACCCACAUGUCAAGGUCAUCAUGUACAAUAACUUGGUUGCCAGGGAUGACACAGUCCUCUACGGCGAAUUACUUCCGGUCCUUCGAAUCAUGCUCAUGCAGUUGCGAAGAUUGCGGUUCAUUCGCCAAAUGGUCUCACCGGUUCUUUGUUUCUCGCUCAUGGGGUUGAAAGCCCGAAUCAUUGAAGCCUAUUUCCAAGACAACAGUGUCGUAGUGCGUCUGACCAAGAUGUUUGAUUUCACCCAUGCAAACAACGAGGCCUUUAAGAUAUUUGGCCAAUGGUACAUGGGCAGGCCAAUUGGGAACACCACCGAGGGACUUGCUCAGCACCACUGA
This is a messenger RNA of Aspergillus clavatus NRRL 1, 606 nucleotides long. RefSeq lists its product as uncharacterized. NCBI's taxonomy places the organism in Eukaryota, Fungi, Ascomycota, Eurotiomycetes, Eurotiales, Aspergillaceae. The transcript is spliced from 3 exons. Bases 1 to 606 code for a protein of 201 amino acids. The record is from RefSeq and is a predicted model, not a curated record.